GCCGGGCGGUGCGGGGCCGCCCCGCCGCCACGGCUCGCGAGACCGCGCGGGACAGGAUGGCGGUGCCGGCGCGGCGGAGCCUGGUGUUCGUGACCGGCAACGCCAAGAAGCUGGAGGAGGUCACCCAGAUCCUCGGGGACUCCUCUCCCUACACGCUGGUGGCGAAGAAAAUUGACCUGCCGGAGUACCAGGGCGAGCCGGACGAGAUCUCGGUGCAGAAGUGCCGCGAAGCCGCCCGGCAGGUUCAGGGACCUGUUAUAGUAGAGGAUACCUGCUUGUGCUUCAAUGCCCUAGGGGGGCUUCCAGGACCAUACAUAAAAUGGUUCCUGGAAAAACUCAAACCAGAAGGCCUCUACAAGCUGCUGGCUGGGUUUGAAGACAAAUCUGCCUAUGCUCUCUGUACCUUUGCAUUCAGUACUGGAAACCCAGAGGAGCCCGUGAAGCUCUUCAAAGGCCAGACUCAUGGGCUGAUAGUGGAGCCCAGAGGCCCUCGAGAUUUUGGCUGGGAUCCCUGCUUUCAGCCAGACGGCUACAACCAGACCUACGCCGAGCUGCCCAAGGCAGUGAAGAAUUCCAUCUCGCACCGGUACAGGGCGCUGAGCGAGCUCUCCGCCUUCCUCCUCCAGGGCACCGCGGCGGAGGCUCCCAGCUAGCCCCGCCGGGCUCCCAGCCGGCCCCGCCGCGCGCCCGGUGCUGCCGGUGUCGCGCACCGCCCCGGGACAGCUCCGCUCCCUCUGGGCUGCCAUUAAAGUUGCUCCCUUUGAAGCCACCAGUA
Molecule: messenger RNA, 775 nt
Organism: Apus apus (common swift)
Lineage: Eukaryota; Metazoa; Chordata; Aves; Apodiformes; Apodidae
Gene: ITPA
Product: inosine triphosphatase
Exons: 8
Coding region: 57-653 (198 amino acids)
Biological process (GO): nucleoside triphosphate catabolic process
Cellular component (GO): cytoplasm
Molecular function (GO): nucleoside triphosphate diphosphatase activity
Source: RefSeq, a predicted model, not a curated record